AUGCCUUUCCCCGCUAGAGAAGCGUUCCCUUGGAGUGUGAAAUACAGCAGCAUCAGUCCUACCGUUACCAGCAACACGGCACACCUCGAGAGAAGCCCUGGUUCCAUUGCGAGCGCUCAAAACACGGUCACCACGCCUCAGACACCGCAAAAGCCGCAGUCUCGAAACCCGAGCUACAGCAUCCCUCAUGGUUUUGACAACCUCUUGCACCAUGAACCAGAAUCCUUCCCCUCCCCCGAGCCUAAAUCACCAUCUACCUCAUCAACAACAUCACCACCCCCACCGCCAAUCCCCAGCAAAGAGCGAUUCUACCUCCACGUUCGUCAACAGCGGACAGGUGCACGAGCCUGUGGUGCAGGAGACCGAGACCGCCGCCCUGUCGACCCCCCUCCUAUAGUGCAGAUCCUUCUCAGAGACUUUGACCCCCGCUCCAAAGCCGACGUGGAGAUCCUUCGCGAUCCACGCUUCACCGUGGGCUGCCUCUUAUUCCCGGUUCCCGAUACGCCAGACACCUGGAAUCUGCCGCCAAACCCAGAGCAGAUCGAGCGCGAAGAACGAGAACGCAGAGAACGUCAAGACGCUAAGGACAAAGAUGACCCCUCUUUCGUGCCCCUCCUCUCCGGGAAAGCCUUCAUGUCCCCCUUCUAUGUCGAUGCAGACCCCGACCCCAACUCGGCCCCUACCCAUCCCUCUUUCUCUCCGGCGGCGCCUGCACUCCCCGCCCCCCGCCCACCUGCGCAGUGCGUCCAAGGGGUCUAUCGGCUCCAGUUCCGGCUGAUGAAUUGGGGCGCGGUCGAGGAUACCGGCAUGGCGAUGCCUAUUCUUGCAGAGGCGUGGUCGGAUCCAUUUCGGGUCUAUCCGGCGAAGGAUUUUCCCGGGAUGCGGGACUCUUCGAUCUUGGCUGAAGGCCUGAAGGAGCUGGGGUUCGUGGAGUUGAAAACGAGAGGCAAGCACAAGGGUAAGGGACGCAAGAAGUCAUGA
Penicillium chermesinum is the source of this 981-nucleotide messenger RNA. RefSeq names its product velvet factor family protein. The transcript is spliced from 3 exons. Lineage: Eukaryota; Fungi; Ascomycota; Eurotiomycetes; Eurotiales; Aspergillaceae. The record is from RefSeq and is a predicted model, not a curated record. The coding region runs from base 1 to 981 and encodes 326 amino acids.